AUAAAUUGAUGUAAUGCCUUUCCUCCCAAUUUGGUGGCAAGUUAUUUUGAGAGCAAAAAAGUGCAGUGGCUGUCCCUUAGAUGAACCAACAAAGAUUGGUGGAGAGCCUCCAACAAUUCCGCCACAUUUUGAAAACAUGCAUAGCCCAGAGAGACCUCUUAACUGGCAAAUCUCUGCAUACCCUUUACAUCAAAUCACUCAUUCCACCGUCUACUUACUUCUCCAACCAUUUCAUCCUUCUCUACUCUAAGUGUGGCCUUCUUACCACUGCUCGCAGGGCUUUUGAAGCUACCCCUGAACCCAAUGUCUUCUCCUUCAAUGCUAUCCUUAAUGCCUAUGCUAAAGAAGCUCAGCCCCACCUUGCCCACCAGCUGUUUGAUAAAAUUCCCCAACCGGAUAUUGUUUCUUACAACACCCUUAUAUCUGCUUAUGCUGAUCUUGGUUACACCCUGCCUGCUCUUCGGCUCUUUCUUGAUUUGAAGGACACGGGUCUUGCUAUGGAUGGGUUUACUCUUUCAGCUGCUAUCACGGCUGCGAAUGAUAAUGUUGAUUUCAUUACCCAGCUUCAUUCAUUGUCUAUAUCCGCUGGGCUUGACUCUUAUGCUUCGGUUAAUAAUACUCUCAUCACGUAUUAUAGCAAAAAUGGGCAUCUUGAUUAUGCGCGAGAGGUUUUUGCGUCAAUGGGUGAGAUAAAAGAUGAAGUUUCUUGGAAUUCGAUGAUUGUUGCUUAUGGGCAGCAUAGGGAAGGGAUAAAGGCGUUGGCUUUGUAUAAAGAAAUGGAACUUAGGGACUUAUAUUUAGAUAUGUUUACUUUGGCAAGUGUAUUGACAGCACUUACGUCCAUGGAAGACUUGAGUGGUGGGCUUCAAUUUCAUGCUCGGUUAAUCAGAAUGGGUUUUCACGAAAAUCCACAUGUUGGAAGUGGGCUGAUUGAUUUAUACUCAAAAUGUAGUGCUAGUAUGUCAGAGUGCAAAAAAGUAUUUCAGGAAAUACCUUAUCCUGACUUGGUCCUUUGGAACACAAUGAUUUCUGGAUAUUCACAGUCUGAAUUGUGUGAAGAAGCUGUUGCUUGUUUUAGACAAAUGCAGCUUGCUGGCCAUCAACCUGAUGAUUGCAGCUUCGUUUGUGUGAUUAGUGCAUCUUCUAACUUGUCAUCACCAUCGCAAGGGAAACAGAUUCACUCUUUGGCAAUCAAAUCUAGCAUUUCAUCCAAUCGUAUAUCAGUGAACAAUGCUCUCAUUGCAAUGUAUUCUAAAUGUGGAAGUCUACAAGAUGCAAGAUUACUUUUUGAUAGAAUGCCUGAGCAUAAUGCUGUCACUUUAAAUUCCAUGAUAGCAGGCUAUGCUCAGCAUGGGCAUGGAGCAGAGUCGCUGUUACUUUUUGCAUGGAUGCUUGAAAGAAAUAUUACACCUACAAACAUAACAUUCAUCUCUGUCCUAUCGUCAUGUGCACACACUGGAAAAGUCGAGGAAGGGAAGAAAUAUUUUGGUUUAAUGACUGAUAAAUUUGGGAUAAAACCAGAGGCUGAGCACUAUUUAUGCAUGAUUGACCUUUUGGGUCGAGCAGGAAAGCUCGAGGAAGCAGAGACACUAAUCGAAACAAUGCCAUAUAAUCCUGGUACAAUUGGAUGGGGCUCAUUACUUAGAGCAUGUCGAACACAUGGUAAUAUAGAGCUAGCAACAAAGGCAGCUAACCACUGUGUUCAGCUGGAUCCAUCAAAUGCGGCACCGUAUGUCAUGCUUGCGCACAUGAAUGCUUGUCUUGGCAGAUGGGAAGAGGUAGCAUCGAUUAGAAAAGAAAUGCGAGACAAGGGAGUGAGAAAGCAAGUGGGUUGUAGUUGGAUUGAGGUCGCCAAGAGGGUUCACGUCUUUGUGGCAGAAGAUAGUUCUCAUCCGAUGAUAAAGUUGGUGUAUAAAUUCUGGGAAGAGAUGUCAAAGAAGAUGAAGCAAGAAGGGUAUUCUCCCGAUUUGAAGUGGGCUAUGCUGAGAGAUGAUGGAACAAGGCAGGAGGAGAAAGAGAGAAGCUUAUGGCAUCACAGCGAAAAGCUGGCAGUUGCUUUUGGGCUUUUAUCGACCAAAGAUGGUGAACCUAUUCUUAUCAUAAAGAAUUUGAGAAUAUGUGGCGACUGUCAUAAUGCAAUUAAGAUUCUAUCUGGUAUGACAGGAAGAGAGAUUACAGUAAGGGAUUGCCACAGGUUUCAUUGCUUCAAGGCUGGGGCAUGUUCUUGUGGGGAUUACUGGUGAUAGCGGAUAAGUUUAGCAAUCAGAUGCUAAUCUAAUUCUAGUCAAUUCAUGUGAUCUCCAUGGGCUAUGGAGAGUGAAGUUGUGAAUGUUAUACAGUGUACUUUGAGUUAGUAAGAUGGACUAGAUUUUGUUCUAAAGAGUU
Molecule: messenger RNA, 2385 nt
Organism: Solanum verrucosum
Lineage: Eukaryota; Viridiplantae; Streptophyta; Magnoliopsida; Solanales; Solanaceae
Product: pentatricopeptide repeat-containing protein At3g49710
Exons: 1
Coding region: 81-2243 (720 amino acids)
Biological process (GO): RNA modification
Molecular function (GO): RNA binding; zinc ion binding; protein binding
Source: RefSeq, a predicted model, not a curated record